AUGUCGCUGGAGGCCCCGCCCCCUCCGCCGCCCCCGCCCCCUCCGCCGCCCCCCGCCCGGCCCGGCGGGGCUCAGCUGCUGAAGGCGGCGCUGGAGCAGGGCGGCCGUGGCGCCGAGGACGACGUGCGGGAGCUGCUGAGGCGCAGGAGAGCCAGCUUCAGCGAGCAUUUCAAGUGGCUCCUCUUCAACCAUCCUGUGCCUUCUUUAAUUCAGGAGGGCCCCCAGUGUGGCCUGGUGGCUCUGUGGAUGGCGGGAGCCCUCCUACACCCACCCAAGGCAGUUUCCCUGGAGGAAGUGGUACAGGUGGCUUUGGAGAGAGGUUAUACUGCCCAAGGGGAAAUGUUUUCAGCUGCGGACAUGGCCAGGCUUGCUCAGGAAGUAUUCCCCUGCCGAACAGAGCUGCUCUCUGGAGGCCUGGAGGGACAAAACCGCGAGAGGAUCCUUCAGCAUCUCUUUGCUGGCCUCCCUGUGCUGAUACCAUAUGAUGAAGAUUCGAACCACGAACCCUGCCUCCGUCGUGGCUACAAGGCUCACUGGGCUGUUGUCUCAGGAGCUCUGCUUGGCCUGAAGGGAGACUCCCAAGUGCCAGCCUGCCAGGAAGACAAGGAGCUGCCCGGGCUUUUCCAUGCCACCCCUCCGUGUGGCCUGGUCUCCCUGGGGGCCGUGGUGGAGACAUACUUGCUUUCCAAGCAGGGCAAGAGCAGCCGCUACCAGCUGUGGAACUACCGGCAGGUGCAGGAAAGCAACGCCCAGCUGACCGACUUCAGUCCCAGGCGGGCGGGAGAUGGCAAGGUCUACGUCGUGCCUGCGGGGGGCGUGCGGGAGGGGCUGUGUGGGCAGGCUGUGCUGCUGCAUCCCCUGCCCCCCUAGAAGCAGUUCUGGCUGGGAGAGAGCCGGGGGCAGCGGUCGCCAGAGCAGCAGAGGAACAGAUCAGGCUGGCGGGCCACGAUCCCCAACAGGGGCUGAAUGUCACCCGGAUCAUGUGCCCCCCUCCCCCCUGCUGUAUCUUCACAAAGACCAUCGAUGGUAUGAUGUGGACUUAAACCCCCUAGUCUGACCCGCUGGGCUUCCCUGCCCGUCUGAAAACAGGACAGCAUAAUUUUUUGCACGCAGCAGCAAACUGCUCCCUCUCUCCGACCCGAACUGCCUGUAUGGUUCUCUGGAGCCUCUGAAUAAAACUGCCAGCGUGGUCGUC
This is a messenger RNA of Heteronotia binoei (common prickly gecko), 1195 nucleotides long. RefSeq names its product actin maturation protease (gene ACTMAP). The coding region runs from base 1 to 870 and encodes 289 amino acids. The transcript has 6 exons. NCBI's taxonomy places the organism in Eukaryota, Metazoa, Chordata, Lepidosauria, Squamata, Gekkonidae. The record is from RefSeq and is a predicted model, not a curated record.